AGCCGUACGCGUCUCAGUCCCGCAGCUCUGCCCCGCAGCUCAGCCCCGCAGCCCAGCCCCGCAUAAUAAACAGAGUCAGAGCAAACCUCAUCUGUGUGUUCUGCGUUAAUCCGCUCUGAGAUCCAGAGAAACGACACAGAGGAGCAGACAUCAGCUCAGUCAAGGGGCGUCCAGGCGAUUUGAUUUGCUUUUUUCCUUUCUUUCUUUUUUCUUAGGUUUAUUUUAUUUUAUUUUAUUUUAUUUUAUUUUUUAAAUCUAAAUACAAAAUGAAAACCAAAUUCAUCAACGGGGUGUCCUCGUCCCCCUCCAUGUCCUUGGGUCUGCUGGUGACCGAAAACGCCCUGCAGGUCCAGCCCGACGCGGAGGAGGACUGUAAGCUGAUGCGGCCCGAGCAGCCCGACCCAGACACCAAGCGCAAGGCUUUCCUGUGGUGCAGGGAGUUCCUGCACGGCGCCUGGAAGAGCGUGUCCGAGGAACAUUUCCACAUCACCAUCAUCAGGGGGGGUCUGAGCAACAAGCUUUUCCUGUGCAGCCUCCCUGACAGCCUGGACAGUGUCGGGGACGAGCCCCGGAGCAUCCUGCUGCGCCUCUAUGGGGCCAUCCUACAGAUGUCCUGUAAUAAAGGGGAUUCCAGACAGUCAAACAAAGAAAAUCACUUCCAAGGGGCAGAGGCCAUGGUGCUGGAGAGUGUGAUGUUUGCCAUUUUGGCGGAGAGGGAGUUAGGACCCAAACUCUACGGGAUUUUCCCUCAAGGCCGACUGGAGCAGUACGUCCCUAGCCGUAAGCUGGACACCUGUGAGCUGAGUGACCCCAGCAUCUCGGCCGAGGUCGCCGAGAAGAUGGCCAAGUUCCACGGCAUGAGGAUGCCCUUCAACAAGGAGCCAAAAUGGUUGUUUGGAACCAUGGACAAGUACCUGAGCCAAGUCAUGAGGCUCAACUUCACCAGAGACUCUCACCUGCGUCGCUUCAACCGCCUGCUCAGCUACAACUUACCUCACGAGAUGGAUACGCUCAAGUCUCUGCUGGAGGCCACCCAUUCCCCUGUCGUCUUCUGCCACAACGACUGUCAGGAAGGCAACAUCCUGCUGCUGAAGGGCCAGCAGAGCUCCGACAAGGAGAAGCUGAUGCUCAUCGACUUUGAAUACAGCAGCUACAAUUACCGGGGAUUUGACAUUGGCAACCAUUUCUGUGAAUGGAUGUACGACUACAGCUGUGACAAGUUCCCCUUCUUUAAAGUCGACGCUCAGAGCUUCCCGUCGAAGGGCCAGCAGCUGCACUUCAUUGAAAGCUACCUGAGAGAGAGCGAGAGAGGGUUUGACAGCCUGAGUGACGACGACCAGAUGAAACUGAAGGAGGAGCUGUACGUGGAGGUCAACAGGUUCUCCUUGGCGUCCCACUUCUUCUGGGGUUUGUGGUCCAUCAUCCAGGCCCGGAUCUCCACCAUCGAGUUUGGAUACCUGGAGUAUGCUCAGGCCAGAUUUGAUGCCUACUUCCAGCAGAAGAAGGUCUGGGGUGUCUAAUGGAGAUCAGAGGAUUCAAAUCCUGGAUUGACAACACGUUCAGCCGACCGGCAACAAGUGAUAGAUUGACAAGAGUCCACACCCAUGCUUUACCUAGACUCCCUGCUUUGGGAGGAGUUUCUGGCUGACUGCUGGAGUUGACCAAAGCCAAAACUUGAUCUUCUGGCAAGGUGCUUUAAGUACAUCCCACAAUCCACUGCAGCUCAGAGUUUACAGCGAUUAGCUCCCAGAGCCCCCACCCACAAAAAAAAAAAAAAAAAAAAAAAAAAAAAAAAAUCAACCUUGACAGCUCUUUGCUUCUGCCUUGUUAAAUCCAUAUCACUAACACAAGGGUGUAGAUGUUGAGCUGGAGAGUGGAUUUCAGUUCCGUGUAGAUUACCAUUUGGAAAUGUUAACAUUGCAUCAAUGUACACCAAUCUAUCAUUCCCAUAUGGAAAUGUACUGUGAGAGAGAACCAAAAUGUGAACUUCUCUUGGUAGAGCCUUGCUUAGUGAGGCAGCCAGAAGCUAACUGCAUAUAUUAUAUAUAGAUGUCAGUGUGCCAGUAACUUGGCCCAGUCUGAUACUGGAGGGCUGACCUGUUGGCUUGCCGUGUCCCUGAUCGACGUGCAGUCAUGACUUGACCAGCAGGUCAGGUUGAUGUCCGUGCACUUUGGUCAGUCAUUGGAUUUUCAUUCAGUUGCUUCUAUUUACAUUCGUGUCAGACCUGGGGCAGUAGAAAUAUACUCAGUUUUAUGUAGUCCUAAUAUCUGUGCAAGAUCCUCUCAGCCGUCCUGUGAACACCAUGCCCUGAGGUAGCUGCAGGCAGAGUCCUGUGUCGACACAGUUGUGGUGGGUUUAUGAUACGGAGCGUUGCACCAUGACGUCACUGUGUGCUCUGUGCCUCUGGUCGCUCCAGACAUGUUGUACAUUUUAGCCAAAAAGGCAUUCCAGCUGUGCUUUAGGAGACUGGGAAGUAAACUGCACCCACCCUGUAGGUUGCCAAGCUGACAAAUGGUACCAGUGGAGCUAAUGAACCACCUGUCUCGCUUUCACCCACACAGAUACUUCAAACUUCAAACAGUACACAAUGCAGCAGUAACAAAACUAUAAAACUAUAAUACCCCCAUUGAAUUCUUUGAUGAUGACCCUGGUACUUUGGCUAAAGUACCAAGUUUCCUCAUUAUUAUACCCAUAAUCCAGAAUAGCACACACCUGGGUGUUAUCAUACAGUCAUAAGUGCAUAGUCAUAUAAGCGUUUGAUUACAUGGGCAUUAAGAAUUUUAGGACUUUUAUCAGCUGCUGUCAUGAAGAGAUCUUUGGCCUGUUAUGAAAGUGGCAACCAGAAAUGUAAAACUCUCAUUUUCAUACUGCAGCCAAUAAACUAAUUAGAGCUAAUUAGAGCCGAGCUCAACCAGAAACAUCCAGUGAAGAGGUAAAAUAUCACCAUGCUAAACAAUGUAAUAAUAAUAGAAUAAUACUGAUUUGCCAUUUGCUUUAUGCUGCAGUGCUGGUUGCUGUGAUGAAGCAAUGCCAGGGGGCAGAAAUCUCAGCACCUGGCUAUGUGAUUGAGUCCUUGGUCAUGAUCAGCAGCCCUGUCACUGCCUCAGAUACAUUAUAGUCAUUUUAGACUCUGGGACAGUCACAGUCUUACUGCCAUUUUAACAAAGGGAUUCAGUGACAUGGUGUCAUAUAAAACCUUAAGAGUAGCUGUGCUGUGUGUGUCAGGCUGAGGCUGCUGCUCUGCUUCUAGGGCAGUUUAUCCCAGUUCCACGUCCAGUGGAAAGCUUCAUGAGUUAUACUUCACCACACCAAAGCAUAAUAAUACUCACAUUUUGGUGAAAAAGUUAGUGCCAGGAACUUUGUUAAUCAAAAAACAGCUUGUUGUGCUUGUUAGCAUUUGGAAAGCUCGGUAGCGUAACAGUUUGCCCCUACAGUAAUAACUCACAUGACUCUAUAUGAACUAUUAACAGUGAUAACAAAUCUUACCAAGGAAAAGGCUAUUUAGUGCAAUUAUUUAUGGGUCGCUAACCCUAACCUCUAGCUAAAAUUCAAAAUUAACAUGAAAACAGCAUAAUUUUCAUAGCCAAUGGCAUUGUUCCACACAGACAGCUCACUUUAUUGCUAAGAAAUAUUUAGCCUCAUUCAACACUUUUGUUCUCCACAAGAUGGUAUAACAAGCAGCAGGCAAAAAAUACAGCCUGUACUGUGCUGUGUGUACUGUGUGUACUCUGAGAAGCUGUGUAGACUCUGAGGUGGACAUGGGAGUCCACUGUUCUUCCCAGCCUCUCCACCAGUGCAUGCUCCUCGUUUACCCCUCAGGCACCUGGAUUUAGCAACGGAAACCACCAAAACUAGUGUGUGACUGUAAAGUCAUGGCGUUUGUCAUGAAGUGUACAGUAGGCAUUACCUUCUUACCUCUUGUCAGUGAGAUGGGAGACCAUACAGUGUUGUACAGGGUGUACAGAGCUAAGGGAACCCAGAUGGAGGCAGAACUGUGAAGCUAAAUCAGAUCACUGCAGCAGCUGUCUGAUCCUAGGAUCCUCAUCCAGAGGCUGAAUGUCUACUGCUGCACCUUUGAUCAGAGGACGGAAACUAUAUAUGUACUUGACUAUUUUCAUGUUUGAAUAUUAUUAGCUGUAUUUUUCAUACAAGUGUAUGUUGUUGUAUGUUUCAUUGUUAUAUUUCUUUUGGAAUGUUUUUCAUGUAGAAAAUGUGACACUAUGAAACCAGGGAUGAACUAAUAAUGCGUCAUGCAUCUCUGCUGCUGCCGGCUGAUAGGACGCUGGUAUGGGUGCACGUUUCCCUCGGAUUGGACUGGUGCUCAGUGCCAGUGUUUAAGGUUUAGCACUUGUAAUGAAUGGCAGCAGUGGAAAAGUGUUACUGGUGCAUCCCUGUUGAGAUAAUAAUCACUAGUCGAGUGCCAUUUGAGCUGCCACUGGUUUUUCAGUAUCACACAAUGGCACUUCUGAUGUCACGGUAGUUUACACAUAUUUUCCUUCUCCCUCCUCAAAUGGAAUGUUUUUAUUUUUCUUUAUAAAGAUGUUUUGUCUUUCUUUGAUGAAAUACAUCACUACAUGCUACAUGAAACUCCUUCGUUGUGAUUUUUACAUGGCAUUGUGUAAAAUGAGUCACUGAUGGACAGCCAUGACUCUCUAACUGCUGUACAUUCCAUAACCCAGUGUUCAUGUGCUGACUAUAUGCCACUUGUUGUUACUUAGCUUCCAUAGCAUGUGUGUUGUGGACCAAAAAGAACUAAAAUCUUAAUCUAAUUAGUUCUCUGCCCUCAUGUUUUUGUGCUUUGAUGCUAUUUAAAUUCACUAAUGAAAAUAUAGAGGGUACAUGCUAUACAAAAUCCAAACAUAAGGAAUGAUGAACUUACUAAUCACCCCAAAUACCUUAGAGAAUGUACACUAUGUCAAUGUAAUACACUGUUAUGUAAUUAUUUUGUAAAGAACAUCCUACUAUUAAUCAAUACUGUGACAGGACUCAACUAUACUAUCAUGUGACUUACAAUGUUAACCCUUGCUAUCUAUGCAGCUAUACUGUAUACACAUAUACUCUGAAAAAUAAUAAUACUGUACAAAGACAAGGUAACUGAAUUGGAAAAGGGGGAACUGCUUUGUGGAUGCAUUGUGCCACUGCAGCAUAGAAAGGACCUCGGUUGUAAAUGUACUUUUCUGCUUUGCACAAAUAAAAAAUAAACAGGAAACAGUUGAA
This is a messenger RNA of Myripristis murdjan (pinecone soldierfish), 5218 nucleotides long. RefSeq names its product choline kinase alpha (gene chka). The transcript is spliced from 12 exons. The coding region runs from base 267 to 1520 and encodes 417 amino acids. Gene Ontology annotation, biological process: phosphatidylethanolamine biosynthetic process; CDP-choline pathway. The record is from RefSeq and is a predicted model, not a curated record. NCBI's taxonomy places the organism in Eukaryota, Metazoa, Chordata, Actinopteri, Holocentriformes, Holocentridae. Gene Ontology annotation, molecular function: ethanolamine kinase activity; choline kinase activity. Gene Ontology annotation, cellular component: cytoplasm.